This is a messenger RNA of Misgurnus anguillicaudatus (oriental weatherfish), 1642 nucleotides long. RefSeq lists its product as uncharacterized. Gene Ontology annotation, biological process: spermatogenesis; regulation of DNA-templated transcription. The record is from RefSeq and is a predicted model, not a curated record. Gene Ontology annotation, molecular function: protein dimerization activity; RNA polymerase II cis-regulatory region sequence-specific DNA binding; DNA-binding transcription factor activity, RNA polymerase II-specific. NCBI's taxonomy places the organism in Eukaryota, Metazoa, Chordata, Actinopteri, Cypriniformes, Cobitidae. Gene Ontology annotation, cellular component: nucleus.
UUCCCUUUUGUGUAAACGAAACGUGCAGGAAUCAUUCAAAUUUGACCCUGCCUGUGAAUGUCCAGCUAAAGUCAGCUGCAUUGAGGCGCCAUCUUCCGCCGAGACGCGAGAAUCAUUUGGCGCGAGCGAAGCCUCAACAGUGGACGAGUAGCGGCUAGCUAUGAGAAUGACCACAUCUGUGUCCUCUAAGCCUCCACCUGCAGCACCUAUAGUCGAGAUAUCUGCCCCUGUCAGUGUCAUUGUUAGUCAAAGCUCAAAGGUUGUCCUGGUGGAAAUGACUGAGGCUGAGAACCAGCAGAUCAUCCAGUGCCGUAUUGAAGCUCAGGUUGCAGAGACAGACAGCUCUGACCUUUCGUCUGAUAACCCAAAAACUGUCUGUUCUCCCCAUACCCCCUCUGGCAAGCAGUGUGUCAUAUCAGAGUCCAAUAAUCACAGAUCGGUGGAUGUUCAAGAGAUUAAAAUGCAGUUGGGAUAUGAGGACACGCCAGCCAGUGGUGCAGAAUUGUCCUGCUCUGCGAUGGACAAAGUUAUGUGUGUUAUAGACCAGACGACUGACCUGUGUCAUCAUCAGACAGGUGGAGAGCUAUGGUGCCGGCGACCAAGCCCACCUGCACGUGUCUGCCUAGAGAAAAGGUUUUUGUCAAUGUUGUGUCAUUCAACCGUGACGGCAGGAAAAGCCACGCAAGCAGAUACAGAGAAGUGGCACCAGCAACCAUCUGCCACACUGAAAGAUGUGCCCGUGCUUCCUGUCAAACUUGCCCACAGCAGUAUUAAUGUCACACAGCAUUUAGAGAACUGCAAGCCUCAUGCUGGUUUGUUGGAUACUAAGUUUGGCAAAAGGACGAAAUCUCAGCUGGAUCAAACUCAGCGCAGAGAAAUGCAUAACAGAAAGGAACGAGAUCGAAGGAGAAAAAUCCGCCUGUGCUGUGAUGAGUUGAAUAUGUUGGUCCCGUUCUGUUCAGCUGACACUGAUAAAGCCACCACGCUGAAGUGGACCACAGCCUUCCUCAAAUACAUCAGAGAAAUACACGGAGAUUCUCUCAAACAGGAUUUCCAGAACACGUUCUGUAAUACAACCGGACUUCGGCCGAAGCCAAACUGUGUUCAAGAGGUACAACACCUUGAAUCCUAGAAAAACACUUUUUGAAACAUUUCCACAACUGAGUUAUUUCUGCUUUAUAUUAAAGAGCUAUAAAAACAGCUUUUUCAGAUUUGAUCUUAUCCACAUUGUGGAUUGUGUGGUGAUAAUAUAUCUAUACAAAAUAGUUCAAGUAAAGCCUGUCAAUUAAAUGUAAGUUAUAAUCUCUCGAUGGGAACCAUGUUUGUCCUGUUCCUUGGUUUACAUAUGAAUUUGAAAAUAUGCAUAUAAACAUGAAAAAACUCUCAUACAGAAGGCACUGUAUGUCUUAUUAUAGCAAUUUUAGUGUAGUAUAGUUAGGAAGUUUUAUUUAUGGCCCUUAUUCUAUUGUUUAUUAAUUAAAAUGUUAUUUUAUUAUUAACAGUUAGUAUUUUUGCCAACUUGAUAAAACCUUUUAAGUGAGAAUGAGUAAAGUCAUGUACUGACACAUUUGUUAUUCUGAUGUAUAUUUUAUAUUAUAUAAUGCAUAAAAUAAAAUGUUAUUUAUUAAGAUAAACAUUGAUU